UAUAGAGAUUACGCCCAAAGUUUGAAACAUCGCUCUAUCUAUGGAUUUAACAUGGACUAUAGAGAAGAAAAGCUGUAACUUUUGUUACUAUAAAUGCCCCUUGAGAUCACUGAUACCUGGCAGUGUCUGCUGGGAGGGGCUCAGGCACCUACAAAAUAAGCAUUGCUACUCCACCUGCCUUAAUACAUUCUGGAUCCCCUCUUCCCCAUGGGGUAACUUGACUCCUACUAAUAAAAGUGCAAAGUAAGGUUGAUUAGCUC
This is a messenger RNA of Aspergillus welwitschiae, 260 nucleotides long. RefSeq lists its product as uncharacterized. NCBI's taxonomy places the organism in Eukaryota, Fungi, Ascomycota, Eurotiomycetes, Eurotiales, Aspergillaceae. The transcript has a single exon. Bases 41 to 247 code for a protein of 68 amino acids. The record is from RefSeq and is a predicted model, not a curated record.